Messenger RNA from Menidia menidia (Atlantic silverside), 3633 nucleotides. Lineage: Eukaryota; Metazoa; Chordata; Actinopteri; Atheriniformes; Atherinopsidae. The record is from the annotation of a GenBank genome assembly.
AUGAACAGAAAUCCAGUGCAGCAUGACUCCCAGAAUAAUGAGGUUUUGUGUUCUUCAUGGCUGCUGUGGAUCAUGUCUCUGAUCUUGUUUGCCUUUGUGGUUCGGGUCAGGGAUGGACUCCCCCUGUCAGCCUCCACAGACUUUGAGCACAACCAAGAGCUCCAGGAGAGGAAGCACCAGCUCAGAACCAUCAGCAAGUCGUUGGCCCGCUUCCCUGAUCGGGGUACCGUUAAGGGGAAGCAGCUCAAUAUAUACUUCGUCUCCUCAGAGGGCGUCUCUUACAUGAGUGUGUGUCACUUCAGCCUCCCUGUGGCUAAAGCCUUCUGCUUCUUGGAAGAUCUUCGCUGGGACUUCACAGCAUGCUUCAAUAGCUCUGUUGUUGCCUUGGCAGCUCGGCCAUAUCCAUUUUUGGAAUUCGACAGCAAAAUUCAAAGGCUGAAGCAGCAGUACAACCAAAGUGGUGGUCCAGUUCUGGAGGUGACUUUGGCAGAAGUUCAGGAGGAUCUGAGACUCCAUCCACCCCAGAUAAUAAACCUGGAUGAGGUGGAGCUGGCCAACGGCAUUGCAAAUGGGCACUUAGAGCAAGGUCCUGCGUCUGGUCAGAACCAGAGGCUUGAACCAGUGACAGCACCAGGCAUCCUUUCGCUCGUCCUUAAUAUCAUGUGUGCAUCUUUGAAUGUGAUCCGUGGGGUUCACCUCAUAGAGUAUACGUUCCAGGAUGAUUAUGAAGGCAUUUGGAAUGUUGUGGCAUUUCUUUUGGCAUUUGUCUGCUGUGCUUUUCAGUGUCACCUCUACCUUUUCCAUUCAUCUCUGAAGAAGUUGAAGUCCUUCGCUCUGUUGAGUGUGAUCGUCCUAUGCAACUUGUACCUGUUUGGCUUUAGGAACGUGUGGCAGCUCAUUUUCCACAUUUCUGUUGCCUCAAUCUCCACUUUCCUCACCCUCAGUCGGAAACUACAAGACAGAACCAAUGACUGUGGGGUCUGAUGAGCGCAGGCAGUGUUCAGUCCCAUUAACCGUGACGUAAAUGCCUCCGUCCAUAUCAGUCAUGAAAAUCUAUGUGGAUUUUUUUUUUUACAGAAAAAUAAAUAAAAGGACAUUCAUUACUUUCAAAUCACCACAGAAGUACCAGUGUUCAAGUACAAAUGUUCUUGUACACUGUAAAUAUUUGCACUUUGCGUCAACUGUAAAGAAAAGACAUUCAAUGCAGUUUUUUUCUGAGACCUUGGACAUUCUCUGAUUUCUCAAAAGAGAAGAAAAUGCACAUUUUUUAACAAAGAUAAAGGAAUUUUUCAGUCAGAGUUGCUGACCAAAGUUUUUCAAAUAGAAAAAAUUCUAUCUGUGUCAUAACUGCACUGACUACUUCAGAUUUAUGUGAGUCAUCUGUGUUUCCGCUAACAUUCAGUUGAUUUUUUUUGUGCUUUUACGGGCCUUUGAUUAUCUUUGCAUAAUUGGUUUACAAAGCUUGGUGAAGAAUUGUAACAAUCUAAAUUGAUGUAGAUGUUUUUUGUAUUUAUGAAUAUGCGCUUUCACAGCAGAUCAUUUUUGGCAUUAAUGGGAGUGUCAUCCAUGGAUCAGUUUUUGUAGAUUUUGGAGUUUCAGGGAGAUUGUAAGGAUAGUGGGAAAGGCUGCUUCUAAGAGAUGUUUGAAUUAGUCCCCUCUUUAGGAUAUUUUGUAAUCAUAACUCAGAUGAGUAAAAUGCAUAGCUGUGUGAUGUUUCAUGCCUUACUAUGUGACAAAACAACUGUUGCUUUUUAGUUUUUAGUUUAUUCUCUUAGGUUUUAAAGAUUCUUUAAAACCUAAAAUUUAUAAGCUUCAACAUAUGAUUUGUGGUGACUUUAGGUGACAAAAAGUUAUGAUGUUGAGGAUAGUUGUGUUCUAAAUGGCCCCCAUUUUUGGCUCAAAAUCUUCUUUUUUAUCGUACAAUCAAAACAAAUACAUCUGUGUUAGUUGAGUCUUUUUCUACUGCUGCCUGCGUUGUGAAAAUGGAAACAUAUGAUCAGGGUAUGAACGCACUGACUUCUUGGUUUGAUCGUAUAAUGAUUUGUAAAGCUGCACUAUUAGGUGAAGAAUUUUUUGUUGGUCACUGCAAAUGUUUUUAGAUAUUCAAAUGUUAGGCUUAAAUGGAAGAUUCUCUCUUUAUAUCUGUAGUUCUCUAUUAAUGUUAACACAACACUGUUGUGCUGCUAAACGAGUAGACUAAUUGUAAUUCUCUAGUAGUUUGGUUUUUGUCACACUUGCAGUUUGUAAGAUAUUUUUAAAAAAGUUUGUCAUAAAGCAAAGUGUUUAAUUAUUGUUAGUAAGAUAAGUUGGGUGAAGUCUACUGUAGAAUAAAACCCGUCCGAUGAACAUACAUUUAUUCAGAUAAAAUGGAAACAUUUGCUUUAAGGAAAACAGCAUGACAUCUGACAAGCCAAACUUCCUCUUUUAUUAGACAAAGAACAGUUUUUCUUCAGUUUAUUUUUAAUCAGGACUUUCUGAGCUCUGAUACAGAGCUGAGAAUGGGACCGGUCCAAUGAGCUGCCAAGCAGACUGAGGCUUUCCUUUGUCAGGGUUUGAGUGGAUGUUGUCACUGUUAACUCCUAAAUGUUCAAAAUGAUGGCAAGUUGAACAAAAUGGUGACAUGGAAAAGGUUAUUUCACUUUGCUGCUAGGCACGUCCUGUGCAGGACAUCAGUGAUGAAAUGCUUUGUGAUACCAGGUUGGUUUUGUGAUGGACGGUUUUGUUGUAAUUGCCCCACGUCAGACAGAUUACAAAGCGAUAAUCAGUGUUUCCACAUAUACCAGUAAUUCAUCAUGGGGGCAUUUUUUACGAAAAACAGUUAUGUUCUCACCUUUGCUUUUCACAUCCAUUUGUAGGUAUGUUGUGACCCUUUUCAACACUUUCUCUAAUUUGAUGCAAAGCUCUCUGUAUCUGAUGUGAAAUUUUUUAUGCCCUCAGAACUAAUAUCAUCCUUUAAUUUAUUGUAAUUUCCAAGACUGCCGUUAAUUACAGGAAUGCUUUCUUAAUUUCUGAGCUUUUAUCCUCUGUUGUGGUAAAAAUGACAUUUGACUAUUAAAUUGUGUUUUUCUCCAUUCCUUAAGAAUGCAUUCAUUUAGACAUACAACAGUGAUUGGACAAUGUAAACAUGAGUAAAAUAGAAAAAAAGCAAACAACACAUAAAUAGAUUUGAAAAAGAAGCCCAACAAGAGUAUGUAUGCACAGUACUCUUCUAGCUUGUUUGUGAGUUUUCCUAGUUCUACAGCAGAUGGAGCCCUUUCAUAAAGUUGAAGUUUGCGUGUCACUCCACAGUCUAGAUGCAUUCAAGAGAGUCAAACUUUCUGCACGGGCUGCAGGAUGGGAUAAAUUAUUUUAAAUAUUUUAAAAAACGAAUGGUUAACAGUCUGUCUUACAAGUGUGCAACCAUUUGUACACAAACUGCUCAUUUUUUCAUCAAAGCUACUGUAAAGAGAAUUUUCACAGAACUUUGUGUGACUGUCAGAUGUGAUCAAUAUGAUGAAUGCAGCAAACUGGGGAUGUGAAACAUUUUGAUCAGAGUGUGUAAGUUGAUUUAUGUAUUCUUUAGACCUUCAAAGGUCUCAUUCAAUUUAUAUUUGAUAAAGGGUAACCCUUGUGUGAAAAUAAUAAACUGAAAAA